AUGCCCAUAGAAAGGGGAUUAGACCCACACAUUAAUCAUGCCUCUGAAAAUAGUAAAAAUUACAUUAAUUUUUUUACCUAUUCAGAAUAUAAAAAAGAACAAACUAAAUAUUCAUACUUUAAAUUAGAAAAAGUAUUCGGAACAAGGAAAGCUAAUUUUAUCAAUAAAUUAAAAUAUUGGUUAAGCAAAUGUGGUAGAAAUAUCAAUGGUAUAUCAGGCAAGUGGAUAUAUAACCCCACUCAUGAAUGGGCAAAUCAACUUAAUUGUUCCACUUCUACAAUUAAAAGAUUAAUUAAAUCAUUAGAAGAACAGGGUAUUAUAUUAUCCAAAAAAGUAAAUGCUAAAAGAUACAAUCAAACUAAAUGGUAUAGCUUAAAUUUUAAUUUACUUAAUAAUAUGUUAACUUCCCAAGAUAUCAAAGAUAAUACUGUUAAAAAUAAAUGGACCAAUCGAUUAGUUCAAAAUGAACCAAUCAUUAUAAGUAACAAUAGAAAUAACUAUACAAAUACUUCUUCUAAAAAGUUUAAAAAUAACUACUCAGAUUCUAAAGAAGAAGAAAUUAAUUUUUCUAAUGUUUUAAAAGAAAGAACAGCUCAAAAAACAAAAUUAACAACUAAUGAAACAAAGCUUGUAGAACAAAUGGUAUAUUUGUGGAAUAAAGUUUUUAUCUACAGCCGUAACCCAAUUAAAGCUUAUAUAUCAAAAAGUAAUAAAAAGGCAUUAGUUGAUGUUUUAAAUAAUCAUUUUGAAGGAGAUUUAGAUAAAUGGAGAGAGUACGCACUUGCAGUAAAUAGUAGUCAGUUUCUGAUGGGAGAGAAGGAAACAAAAAAAAAUUUUAGAGCGAUAUUUUCAUGGUUAAUAAAAGAAGAAACGUUAGAGAAGAUCAUGAAUAAUGAAUAUGGGAUAGGGGAUAGAGAAUUAGAUAUGAAUAAUAUAUCGAAAAAUAUAGAAGAGAAAAAAGAAGAAGUAGUUAAUAAAAUGGAUAAAAAGAUAUCAGAAUAUAUGAAAAUAAAAAUAAAUGAUAAAAAAGAAAGAGAAGAAUUUAUAGAAUAUGUUAAAAGCGCAAGUAUUACAGAAGAUGAUAGAUAUGGAAUAUUAAAAAACAUAAUAAAACAAGUGCCAAAAAAUUAUAUAUUAGAGAGAGAAGAAUAUAAGGAAAUAAAAGAGAAUUUGUAUGAAAGUUAUGUAAUGAAAAAACAUUUGAGUAUUACAAAAAUAGAAGUAAGAGAAAAAAUAAGAAAUAAAAUUAAAAAAAUAAUUGAAAAUAAAGAAAACAGCCACAAAUUAUUAGAAGAAUUAGAUAAAAAGAUUAUGAAAAAACAGGUUUUAAAACAAAUGAGUUAG
Molecule: messenger RNA, 1344 nt
Organism: Trichoplax adhaerens
Lineage: Eukaryota; Metazoa; Placozoa; Uniplacotomia; Trichoplacea; Trichoplacidae
Exons: 2
Coding region: 1-1344 (447 amino acids)
Source: RefSeq, a predicted model, not a curated record